This is a messenger RNA of Kockovaella imperatae, 1673 nucleotides long. RefSeq names its product mercuric reductase. The coding region runs from base 197 to 1636 and encodes 479 amino acids. The transcript has a single exon. Gene Ontology annotation, molecular function: flavin adenine dinucleotide binding; oxidoreductase activity. The record is from RefSeq and is a predicted model, not a curated record. Lineage: Eukaryota; Fungi; Basidiomycota; Tremellomycetes; Tremellales; Cuniculitremaceae.
ACCUUCUGUAAGCAAGCUCACAGCUUGUACCUUCUUUCCAUUUGGGAGAGACUUGGGAGGUUGGGGGGAGCGGAGGGUAAGGGGGAUGACACCUCGGACUCCUUUCAUGCAUCUUCAUUGCAUCUGACUACAUCCAGUCGAAGCUGAUCAUACACAGUCAUCUCCUCCGCAACCACAUUCACCUUGAAAGCGGUUCAUGACCUCUCUCGCGCACUACGACGUCGUGGUCAUUGGAUCCGGUCAAGGUGGUACACCUCUAUGCCAAGCAUUCGUCAAAUCAGGUCUCAAGACUGCCUUGAUUGAAUCUCGGCACGUGGGAGGCUGCUGUGUCAACGAAGGAUGUUCACCUACCAAGACGAUGAUUGCCAGUGGUCGAGUGGCAUACCUUGUGAAUCGAGCCAAAGAAUAUGGUGUCAAUAUCAAAGGCGAGAUCACCGUUGACCAGAGACGAGUGAAGGAGCGCAAACAAGAGAUUGUGGAUUCGUUUCGUGAAGGCGGAGAGAAGACGUUGAAAGAGUCAGGAGUGGAUCUCCUGACCGGUGUCGCCAGAUUUCUCGACUCAAAGACGAUAGCCGUCAUCGAUACCUCUGGCCAGGAGAUCCAACGCUUGACUGCCGAUAAGAUCUUCGUGAACACUGGUGAACGACCUGUCGAGCCUCCAAUCGAUGGUCUCAAGGGAGAGUUCGCAAAAGGAGUAAUACUCGAUUCUACUUCUAUCCAAGAGCUGGACGUCGUGCCGGAGCAUCUGGUCGUUGUUGGCGGAGGAUACAUUGGUAUAGAAUUCGGUCAACUGUUCCGACGCUUGGGGUCGGCCGUCUCGGUCAUUCAACGAGGACGACAGCUGUUUCCUCGAGAGGAUCGAGAAGUCGCUGAGGCAGUCAAGAAUAUCCUCGAGGAAGAUGGGCUCGCAGUGUACCUCCAAACGGCAGUCCAAAGCAUCAGUCCGGGUCCAGAGGGCUGCGGCGCCACCGUACUGUACAAGACUGAAUCUGGCGAUGUCGAAUCGCUUAAUGCUUCACACGUCCUCAUAGCAACUGGCCGAAGACCCAACACUGACGAGUUGAACCUCGAAGCUGCUAGUGUCAAGCUCGACUCGAAAGGGUAUAUCAAGGUCAAUGACCUUCUUGAGACCUCUCAGUCUCACAUCUGGGCGCUCGGGGACGUAAAGGGUCCUCCGGCGUUCACCCACGUCUCGUACGAUGACUACCGGAUUCUCAAAGCCAAUUUAAUCGACCACAAAGGUGAUCCCUCACAGCAUCGGUCGAUCAAGGAUAGAGAUCUCAUCGCCCCCUAUGUCGCGUACAUGGAUCCUCAAUUGGCACACGUCGGCUUGCACGAGCACGAAGCACGAGAACGCUUUCCCGACCAUACAAUCAAGACUGCCACUAUGCCGAUGAGCUACGUGGCAAGAGCACUCGAGACGGACGAAACCAGAGGUCUCAUGAAGGCCGUUGUGGACAUGGAUACAGAUCGCAUCUUGGGGUUCACUUGCCUGGGUCUGGAAGGAGGCGAGAUCAUGAGCGUCGUACAGAUGGCUAUGAUGGGCGGGACAAAAUGGACUGUGUUGCAAGAUGCUGUGUGGGCUCAUCCGACUUUGGCGGAGAGUCUCAAUAAUCUGUGGGGCUUUCUAAAGUAGGCCGGGGUGUUCCUGAGACGAGGGAUGAAUGUUGUAC